AUGGGAAUCAAGCCCAUCAUCUCACGCACCAAGGAUGGGAAGAAAAUCAGGGGAGAUAGAAUCCAUGCAGGGAACCUCAUGCCUCUCAUUGACCAGCUACUCUCCUACAAGACAACCGCCUAUAGCACUCGUUUCAAACGGGAAGGAAGCUUAGUGUUGGAGGAGUCAUCACGCCUAUCCUCUGUGCAGCUGGAGUCCAUUUGGACAAGAGAAGGUCUACUCCAGCAGGAUGGAUGGAUCUUAAGUUUUGCAAGACCAACCUCUUCAUUGAACACAAGGAGUUGGAUGGGAGGUUCCAAUUCAAAUUCACUCAUCCUUUGGCUGGCCCCUCCAAGCUUCUUCUGCCCAACCCUGAGCUCACCCACGGUUCUAGGAGGUACCAACAUUGACUUCAGCCCCCCACUUUACACAUUAGUUGGGCAUGAAGAGGAUUUGCGAGAAGAGGAGCCUGAACUCGAUCGAGCUGAGGAUCGAGUUGAGGAACGCCAUGUGAAUGCGGAUUUGGGUGAGCCUGAGUGCUACUACUUUGAGGAGUAUGAGGCUCCUAGGAUGAACCCCUCUGUUGUGGCUGCCCACAAGAGGAUUGGACUUCUCCAAAGGUUCAACAAGUGGCAAGGGAAAGCCAUGGAAAAGAUGCAAAAGUCCAUGGACAAGAUGGUGAGCAAGAUCAAGAGCUUGGAGAAGAAAGUUUCUGGUUCUUCAAGCAAGAAGAAGAAGUCCAAGGCUCCCACUUUCCCUAGGAGGAGAAGGAGAAGACAACACGCAGAGAAGGAGGAAGAGUUCCAAGGCCAGACGCUCGACUCGACCACCGGACUCGAUCGAGUCCAAACAGAGGAAACUCAACUCGAUCGAGCUGAGGGUCGAGUUGACCUGGAGGAGCCCCUGUUUGAGAACCCUGGGAUUCGAGUACGAUUCAACCCAGUACCAGGACUUCUCUCAGACUCUCUGGACUCCCUACAACCGCUUCGAGCAAGCGCAGCUCCUCCAAGGCCAAGGAAGCCACACACACUUUCAACGAUGAAGAAGAGGAGGAAGAGGAGCCACAAGCUCGAUCGAGUGAGGCAGCUCCAUGGCCGUCUACCAUCUCCAGACCACGACCUGCCUCCCAGUUCUUUGGGGGGCACUGAG
Molecule: messenger RNA, 1128 nt
Organism: Microthlaspi erraticum
Lineage: Eukaryota; Viridiplantae; Streptophyta; Magnoliopsida; Brassicales; Brassicaceae
Source: the annotation of a GenBank genome assembly